Messenger RNA from Penicillium cinerascens, 3948 nucleotides. Its product is annotated as serine/threonine-protein kinase. The record is from RefSeq and is a predicted model, not a curated record. Lineage: Eukaryota; Fungi; Ascomycota; Eurotiomycetes; Eurotiales; Aspergillaceae. Gene Ontology annotation, cellular component: cytoplasm. Gene Ontology annotation, molecular function: ATP binding; protein serine/threonine kinase activity. Bases 1 to 3948 code for a protein of 1315 amino acids. Gene Ontology annotation, biological process: protein phosphorylation. The transcript has 7 exons.
AUGAGGGGCAGCGCCCCCCUCACCCCGUCUAGGACGCCCGGCACGCCGCUGAAGCCGCGAUUGGCACGAGUGCAGACAAGUCCGAACAAGCGCGAGGAGAAGAACAAGGAGGACAAAGUAUACAAGUCGUCCGCGAAAGAUGUUGCGGAGCUCAAGGACUAUCAACUCGGCGACUGUUUGGGGAAGGGUGCAUUCGGAUCGGUUUAUCGGGCACUGAACUGGAAUACUGGGGAGACUGUUGCGGUAAAGCAGAUCAAGCUGACCGAUCUUCCCAAGAGCGAAUUGCGUGUUAUCAUGCUGGAAAUUGACCUCCUCAAAAACCUCGACCACCCAAACAUUGUCAAGUACCAGGGAUUUGUGAAGUCUGUUGAAACUCUAAACAUCAUUCUCGAGUACUGCGAAAAUGGUUCACUACACUCAAUCGCAAAGAACUUCGGCCGCUUCCCGGAGAACCUGGUGGGGUUGUACAUGUCUCAGGUCCUUCAUGGACUUCUGUAUCUCCACGAACAGGGCGUUAUCCAUCGAGAUAUCAAGGGUGCUAACAUUUUGACUACCAAAGAGGGACUGGUAAAACUGGCUGAUUUCGGUGUGGCGAGUCGGACGACUGGCUUGAGCGAAUCGAGCGUUGUCGGUACUCCAUACUGGAUGGCCCCCGAGGUCAUUGAACUUUCAGGCGCAACGACCGCUUCCGAUAUCUGGAGUUUGGGAUGCACGGUCAUUGAGUUGCUGGAGGGAAAGCCUCCCUACCACAACUUGCAACCCAUGCCAGCAUUGUUCCGCAUUGUCAACGAUGACCACCCUCCGCUUCCACAAGGUGCCUCGCCGGCUGUGAAAGACUUCUUGAUGCAAUGCUUCCAGAAAGACCCUAACCUUCGUGUCUCGGCGAGGAAGCUGCUCAAGCACCCAUGGAUUGUCAAUGCGCGACGGACUGAUUCCGUUGUUCCCAAGAAGUCCACAGAGUACGAGGAGGCUGUGAAAAGUGUGCAGGAGUGGAACGAGGCGCUGCGGUCUCCUAAUGCAGGCACCUCAAGAAGGACCAGCAGGUUUGAUCCCAGCACUGCUGCUCUUCCUGGUGGCCGGAAUAGCUCGCUCGUGGAUACGUUGCCAUCUCCAACCUCGAUCAAGACGGCUGACCGGUUUCGAUCACUCGAGUCUGCUGAGGAUGACAAUUGGGACGAUGACUUUGCUACUGCGAUAUCUCCUAGUGCCCUUCAACUGCCUCACCUGCGGCCACAUGAUAACUUUGGUGGCAUGCUUUCAUCGGAACGACUCAAGGCAUUUGCAUCCCUUGAUGGGACGAUGAUGAGGCCGGAUGACAGCUUUGAUGAAUUCGAAGAUGCCCUAGAGAACGAUUCAUUGCAGACAAUACGUCCGUUGCCAGCUAGACCGUCAGCUGCCGAACCAUUGAAAUCCCAAAGCCCAUCUCGGCGCCAAUCCACCAAACCCUCGGCAUCUGCCCUACAGAAUGUAACCCAAAACCCCAUGCCACCAUCUCGUCGAUCUCGUCCAGCUGUUCUCUACAAGGAAAACUCCAUCGAAGACUACACAGAUUUGAUCGCAGCAAACGAAGAUGUCCUGGAUUGGAAACUUGGUCCAAUUCAGGAGCCCGAUGAGGAUCCCGCCUCACCUGCCCACGAGGGAUAUAAUCCAUUUGAUGAUGAUAGAAGUGGGCAACAUCCUCAGCUACGCAAACAACUUUCUGUGAAGCGUGAUCGACCCACCAUUGAAAUUCACAAAUUUGCAGAGAACGAGACUGACGAAGACUUCUCGGACAUCAUCGGGGCAGACCAAGUGGCUCUAGAUAAGCCGGAAAGCGACGAUGGUUCAGAUCGAAGCACCUUGAUGCUGAACUCAAAACUAUCUAAUAACUCAUGGCUUGGGGACCAAGACGAUGAUGACGACCCGUUUGCUCAGUUGGAAGAAGGCUUUGACGAAAUGGAUCUGGAAGCCAACAUCGCGCGUGACAAAUAUGCACGUUUGCGCAACCAGGUCGAGGGCCUAGUGGGCUCUCUGAAGACAUCUCAAGAUGAGGAUGUUCUAGCGGACAUCUCUGAGCAGCUUCUCAUUAUCUUCUGUGAUCUCCCAGAGACGAAGAAUAUCAUCAUCAGUGCUCAUGGAAUGCUGCCUAUCUUAGAGAUCCUAGAUACGUCUCGUCGCCGUGACAUUGUCUUUUGUCUGCUCAGAGUCGUCAAUGCGAUCAUCUACGAGGACUACGAAGUCCAAGAAAAUUUGUGCUUUGUUGGCGGUAUCCCCAUUGUCAAUGAGUUUGCUUCCAAGAAGUACCCUCGUGAGAUUCGACUUGAAGCCGCUGCCUUUGUGCGGCAGAUGUAUCAAACCUCGACUCUCACGCUCCAGAUGUUCGUCAGUGCCGGUGGUCUGAAUGUCUUGGUCGAAUUCUUAGAGGACGACUAUGAGGACGAAGGUGAUCUGGUCUUGAUCGGCGUCAAUGGUAUUUGGAGUGUCUUUGAGCUUCAGGGCUCAACUCCGAAGAACGACUUCUGUCGAAUCUUGUCGCGUAACUCUGUUCUCGAUCCCCUUUCCCUUGUUCUCAGCCGUGUCCUGGACGAAGAUGCGGAGGUGGCGGAAGUCAUUGAGGGUCGCAUUGCGAACAUUUUCUUCAUUUUCUCGCAAGCCGAGAACCAUGUCAAGGAGAUGGUGGCUGAGCGAACAGUCCUGCACCGUGUUCUGAAAGAACUGCGACGAAUGUCACCUAUUCACCAGAUCACCAUGCUCAAGUUCAUAAAGAAUUUGUCCAUGCUUUCGACCACUUUGGACUCGCUCCAGAAUUCCAAUGCCAUCGAUGUGCUCACUGACCUGCUCCGGUCAACCAUGAGAAGGGGCCACUUCCGCGAAGUUUCUAACCAAAUUCUCAACACCAUUUACAACAUGUGCCGUUUGAACAAGUCUCGGCAAGAGGACGCCGCGCUUAAUGGUAUUGUACCGUUGCUGCAGAAGGUUGUCAACACGGAGCGACCAUUGAAAGAGUUUGCUCUCCCGAUCCUUUGCGAUAUGGCACAGUCUGGCAAGGUUGGCCGCCGAGAGUUGUGGCGUAAUAAGGGCCUUGCCUUUUACAUCUCUCUCCUUGCGGAUCCAUAUUGGCAGGUGACUGCUCUGGACGCCAUCUUCACUUGGCUUCAAGAGGAGACUGCUAAAGUCGAGGAGCACCUCCUGGAUAACCAUCAGGAUAAGAUGUCUUUCACUGAUGCCAUUGUACGGUGCUUGACACUCUCAAAGGCGAAUGCAUUCGAGAAUUUGCUUGAGCCCCUGCAAAAGCUUCUUCGAUUGAGCCCUCCAGUUGCAUCAACACUUGCUCGUCCAGAUCUGUUUACCAGACUUGGGCAGAAGCUCCACCACAACAAAGCUGCCAUCCGAUUGAACCUUUUGCGCAUCAUAUCGAGCAUUUGCGAUUCUAGCGAGCAACAAGGCGGCCUACUCGCUAUGUAUGGCCUUCUGGAUGCCAUCCGCGAACUAGAGAACGAUCCAGCCAUUCUCGUCAGAGACAUGGCAGGAAAACUCAUUCGAUCAAGUGAAAUGAGCGAAUCUUACGGCCUCAAGCGCAGACCUACAAGUCGGAGAAAGAGCACCUCCACCGCCCCACCCAAUCCCUUUGCCGGCUCCACUCCCUCUACCCCUUCAGCAAACCGCACUAGCCAGUCGAGAGCAUUCCUCGACGGACGAGAGACACCCCGGCACCCUCGAAAUGCCCUGAGCGGUUCCUCCCUGGCUUUACGGCCAGGCAGCCGCGAUGGCAAUCCUUCACCCCUGAACCCUGCUGUGAACAGCAGUGCGGUGCCACGAACCCGACUCUCGCGAGGCAUAUCCUCCAACCGACUGUCGCAUGUCGAGUUACUCCAAGAGGACGAGAAAGCCCCCAGUUCACUCAGUCGUCGGCCCUCAGUGAUCCCUCGGAGGCGGCGGCCCACUACUGCUGAUUCCGAAUGGACAUGA